UUACUUAACUAGAUGGCGCUCUCAAAAUAGAAAAUCGUUGAUUUAAUCUAAUGUUCUGUCGUUUUCAUUAACAUAAGAUAAUCUGAAUAGUAUAUUGGAAGUUGUAUUAAAAUUUGAGGUUGACAGUUAUGAGAUUUAUAUAAAGGAUAUUGCAAGUGACAUGUUAUAGGUUAUUGACAUUAUGACAAUUAAAUACGCAUAAAUAUGAAACAACAAGUUAUAGAUACCAAAACAAUUUCUGGAUCAACAGGAGAAGCUGAUGAAUGUUUGUUUGAAUAUCUACAUGCUGAAAUAGUUAAUUAUGUUUUAAGUUUAUCAUUAGAUACAAAGGAAGGUAAGGAGGAUCUAUCUCGAUUAGAGUGGAUGGGAUUUAGUGUUGGAUAUAAAAUCAUUGAACGAUUGACAAGAGAAUGGAGUCGUUUUAAAGAUGAAUUAGAUAUGAUUAAAUUUAUAUGUACAGAUUUUUGGUGCAGCUUAUAUCAUAAGCAAAUUGAUAAUCUUAGAACAAAUCACCAUGGAGUAUAUGUAUUACAAGAUAAUUCAUUUCGUUUACUAGAUAAAGUUGGUACUAGUAAUACUAAACAAUAUCUUCCAGAAAGUCCACGGUUAUUAGCAUUUACAUGUGGCUUAUUACGAGGUAGUUUAGCAAAUCUUGGUAUUGUAAGUACUGUAACAGCGGAAACAUCAGCUUUACCAAGUUGUAAAUUCCAUGUUCAAGUACAAAGAAUUUAAUAUGUAUAUGCAUAAUAUAUAAGCAUUAACAUGCAUUUCAUAUGAUUUAUCACUAUAUUAUUGAUACAAAGUCUGAAAGAUAUAUAAUAUUCUAGUAAUGAAUAUGAAUUUUAUAAUUAACAUGAAGAACAUGUCAAUUAUAUCUAAAAUUUUCUAUAAAUUAUAAAUGAUAUAAACAAUUGAAACUUAACAUGUACAAGAAAUAAAAUAAAUAUAUAAGUAUUAUGUAACAUUAUAAAUUUAUUGGCACUUACAAAUAUUUAGGCUUUUGCAACUUUGUAAACGUAAUGGAAUAAUUAAUUUUCAAGCAUUGAUGUAUUACUGACAUUUAAUUCUUAUUGCACUAUAAUAUUCGUUAAUAUGAAUUACAUAUGUUUACAAUUAUAUAUUGUUUCAUUUAUUUAUUAAUAUAAAAUUAUAAAAACAGUGAUAUACAAAAACUUAUGUGGAUCCAUUAGUUUGUAAAACAUUGUCUUUGUUAGAAAUAAAAUUAACAAUAUCAGAAGGACUUAUAAUUCCAAUUAAAGCAUCAUUAUUUAUAUGAUCUACAACAACUACAUAAGUUUCAUGUUCGAGAAUUAAUGAAAGUUUUAUAAGAGUUGUUGUAGAUAAAACCUUUACGAAAUGUUUUAUCAUAAUAUUUUCUACACAAUCUGUCUGUUUAAUUCCACCAAAUAUUAGCUUACUCAUAAGUAUUUGCAUUGUAAGAACACCUUUAACCUUUUCCUCAUUAUCAAUAACUACAACUUGAUCUGAAUUUGUAGUUUUAAGAAUAUGAAUAGCUUCUUGACAUGUUGUUGUUUUGGAUAAUACAGGAGGUUUAGUUAUGGAUAAAGUUGAAACUGUGUAAUUGCACCACCAUUUAUUUGACUCAUCUACUGAUGGUAUAUCC
Messenger RNA from Vespula pensylvanica (western yellowjacket), 1624 nucleotides. RefSeq names its product trafficking protein particle complex subunit 6b (gene Trs33). Gene Ontology annotation, biological process: endoplasmic reticulum to Golgi vesicle-mediated transport; regulation of GTPase activity. Lineage: Eukaryota; Metazoa; Arthropoda; Insecta; Hymenoptera; Vespidae. The transcript has 3 exons. The record is from RefSeq and is a predicted model, not a curated record. Gene Ontology annotation, cellular component: cis-Golgi network; TRAPP complex; trans-Golgi network. Bases 205 to 732 code for a protein of 175 amino acids.